UCCAUAAAAAGACACACCCACACUGUUCAAAAAGAAAAUACCUUACUGGACUAAAAUUCCCCCAAAAUCUUUCAAUUUGAAACCCUAAUUUUCACUAUCCUAAUCACAAAAUUCUUCAAUUCAAAUUUCACAUUUUACGGGGCAGUGACAACAAUUUAUAAGAGUUGCAUGUGGUGGAAUGUUACAUGGAAGCUGUACUAACAGAAGAAGAAACUGAGAAUACCAAGCUGCACAUUUCUGAUCCUGUUGUCUAUAAGCUUGCAAGGGUUGUAGGUGAUGGGAUAUAUGUAGCUGCAACUGAUGAUGAAGUCAUGAAGGUUGAAGACUUGAUUGAUCAGAAAAGUUCUCUACAAUUUGUUCCUGAUGACACUCAGACUGCUGUCUGCACUUCACAUGAUGAUGCUUUUUGUCAGGAGUUCAUGGCCAUCGACUGUGAAGAUCUCUUGAAUUUUGACGACCUUCCUACUCAAGGAGGAAUAUCAGAUGCAGUAGCUGACACAAAAGUUGAUCUUGGAAAAUUAAACACCCAAUUUGAGAAAGAUACUCAAGCGGAGCCAACUCCUGUUGAUGGCAAGAAUGACCAAUCUGUGGAUAGAAAGCAAGUAGAUCCUCUAAUAGGAUCAGCCGAGAGUGAACCGUCAACUUCUACUAUGUGUGCUGAUUCAAAACCGGAUUUCUCUAAGCUGGAGGGGGAGAUAUGCCUGGAAAGUCUCUCCGUUAGAGAACUUCAGGCUACUUUUAAGGCUACAUUUGGUAGGGAAACUAAUGUUAAGGACAAACAGUGGCUCAAGAGAAGGAUUUCCAUGGGGUUGUCUAAUUCUUGUGAUGUUUUAACAACUACCUUCAUUUUUGCAAAUAAUAGAGUGAAAAAGAAAGUCAAAGUAAAAGAGUGUAAUGAUAAGGAUGAGAAUCACAACGAGGUCUCUUUUCCUGGAUUUGAAGGAAAAAAUGUUAGUGGUGAUAGUAUAUCGGUUGGUCAAACGAUUCAAAUGGAAGACUAUUUCAGUGGCAACAGCAAUAGUGUGCAAAGUGCAACAUCUAAGCAUCAUAAUGUUUCUGAAGAUGAUAACCAAGGAUCUAAAAGAGUUCGGAAACCCACAAAGCGCUAUAUUGAAGAAGUUUCAGAAUCAGACUCACGGGAACAUAGUGGAAAACCGGUUUCUUCUUUCAAAAGUUCUGGACAUGGAACGCGGACCCGUGUCAGACCCAUUUAUAGUAACCAGCCAGUUAGGAGACCUCUUGUCACUCGUCAGGAUUCUCUCGGUGGUUCUGGGGUUGAAAUUCCAUAUGUUUGUAGGAUCCGGAGAGGACGUCCAAGAGAAAAUUUUAUGGCUCUUAUGAAAUUUCAGUCAUGUGGAAUGGGAGUGACUGCAGAACUCAUAAGCAAGUCCCAUGAUGAAAAAGAUCCUCGGUCAGAUAACGAUAUAGAGAACCAUGGAUUGAGAGCUUCACUGGCCAAUGGAUGGGAUCAAGAGCCUCCAAUUAAGGAAUCAGAAGAAAGUGAACAAUGCUCAGAGCAAUCGUCCGACUUAAACAAUGAUUCAGAUGAGGGACCUGUGGAUUCAUAUGCAGAAGAUUCAGAUGGUAGUAUACCAACUGUGCCGACAGCAAAAGGUGGUAUGAGAAGGAAACAUCAUCGACCAUGGACUCUUAAUGAAGUUGUCAAGUUAGUUGACGGUGUUUCUAGGUAUGGUGCUGGCAGGUGGUCCGAGAUAAAGAAAAUUUCUUUUGCAACAUGCUCACACCGUACUUCAGUUGAUCUCAAGGACAAGUGGAGGAACCUGCUGAAAGCGAGUUUUGUGCAGUUACCAGCUGAAAAAGGGGUGCAAAAUUCUAAGAAGCAUCCAUCAAUUCCAAUCCCAGCAUCAAUUCUGAUAAGAGUGAGAGAGCUUGCGGAAAUCCAAUCCCAGGUGCUUCCAGAUAUGAGAGCAGUGAAAUUUGGUGGACAUAGUAGUAGAAAUGUAAAUGAUAAAAGGUCUGGAUUUUUGUAAUGCUGUAAAUUGCUUGUGAAGUUGGGGCUGAAUUUAGAAAUAAGAAUGUCUGAUUGUACCAGUUGUGAUGGAUUCCUUGCAUUUUUUUCCGAGUUAUUUGUAGAUAAUUUCCGAAAUUCACAUGUUUCUAGCUUUUGGACGAGUGGAUUCCGAAAGUAAAGGUUUUCUUAAGUUAAGAGCAUGUAUUAAUCC
This is a messenger RNA of Erigeron canadensis, 2183 nucleotides long. RefSeq lists its product as uncharacterized. Lineage: Eukaryota; Viridiplantae; Streptophyta; Magnoliopsida; Asterales; Asteraceae. The record is from RefSeq and is a predicted model, not a curated record. The coding region runs from base 186 to 1991 and encodes 601 amino acids. The transcript is spliced from 9 exons.